UUUUGAUUUAUCACUCGGGUGCAAACACCUUACUCUAUCUUCUAUUUUCAUUUAUUUAUUUGUUAUUGUAUUGUAUUGUUUUUUUUGAAAUUCGCCACCAUUGCCUUUAAACCCGCUUAUUACUCGCGAGCUGGUCUAAGCGCUGUCAUCAAGCCUGAUUCAUCUUGUCAAAAAAUUAUAUACACCCGCACACACAUAUUGCAGAGCAACGAGCAACAAUUACUGUACACGAGGCUGUGCUCUUUUUUAGCAACUAGUUUGCAGGUUCUUAUAUAAAUAACAUCACUUUUUCUUCCAUUUCAUCCAUCUAUUCCAUUCAUCACCAUACACCCAAAUACACAUACACACGUUGACAUCGGCUUGUUUUAUUGGAUUAUCUUCACAUUUACACGCACAUACAUACAUACAUCAUACACGCACAGCAUGUCCCCUGCAAUGGCCGCCAAGAGCAGAAGCCGCCCUCUGACCAUCACAACGAUCGACGAAUACGACCGGAUCUACGCGCGCAAAAGAGAUGCGUAUGGGCCCAACCAUGAUCAAAUCACAGAUCAUCGCGACCAUCGCAAGCAGCAGCGCAAAACGCAACAGUGGACCCGCGCCUACCACAUCCUAAAGGCAAUAAUGCACGAGCCCGAGUCCCGCAGCAUCUUUAUGUUUCUCCUGCUCAACCUAUCAUACAUGACCGUGCAGCUCGUCUAUGGAUACGCAACGAACAGUCUCGGGCUGAUAUCCGACGCCAUCCAUAUGCUCUUUGACUGCAUGGCGCUUGCCAUUGGGCUUGUGGCCGCUGUGAUGAGCAAGUGGCCGCCCAGCGAGACUUUUACUUUUGGCUAUGACCGGAUUGAGAUAUUGUCUGGGUUUGCGAAUGGCGUGUUUUUGAUGCUUAUUUCAGUGUCGAUUUUCUUUGAGGCUGUUGAAAGGCUGAUUUAUCCGCCAGAGAUGAACACACAGCGGCUGCUGUUGGUUUCGUUUGGUGGCUUGGCUGUCAAUUUGUUUGGCAUGCUCGCGUUUAACGGACACCAUCACCAUCACCAUGGCGGAGGCGGAUGCAGCCACUCGCACAAGCCGGUCCACAAACACAGCCACGAUCAUGACCAUGAGCACUGCAACGGCCACGACCACGAUCAUGAUCACGAACUCGAGCACGCGCACACACACCGUCGCAGCCAAAACAUGCAAGGUCUCUUCUUGCACGUAAUGGCCGACACGCUCGGCAGCGUAGGUGUUAUCAUAUCGACCCUGCUCAUCCAGCAAUUCGGUGUUAUCCCGCUUGUGCGCGACUCCAUGCACAUGCUUUUACUCCGUCUGCCCGAGCACUCGCAGAUCGAAGUGCGCUCAGCCAUCAAUCAGAUUACGUGCAGUGUCGGUUGUAUUACGGAUAUGCCUAGGGUGCAGUUUUGGCCGAUUACGGAGGAGCAGAUCAUGGGGAUUGUGCAUGUUGUGGUUGAUCCUGGGAUGAUGUCUGCGGGAGAUGAGAUGCCGCUUUGCGGGACCACUGUUCGAAGUGAUAUUGCGCUUGAAAUUGGAAGCAUUGUGAGAGCUCACGUUUCUGGGUUGCAGGAUGUUUUUGUGCAAGUAGAGGUCAAAUAUUAGUCUAGAUGCUUGACUUUGUUUUAUCUUUAAACGAC
This is a messenger RNA of Kickxella alabastrina, 1628 nucleotides long. Its product is annotated as cation efflux family-domain-containing protein. The record is from RefSeq and is a predicted model, not a curated record. Gene Ontology annotation, biological process: transmembrane transport; intracellular zinc ion homeostasis; zinc ion transport. NCBI's taxonomy places the organism in Eukaryota, Fungi, Kickxellomycota, Kickxellomycetes, Kickxellales, Kickxellaceae. Gene Ontology annotation, molecular function: zinc ion transmembrane transporter activity. Bases 424 to 1593 code for a protein of 389 amino acids. Gene Ontology annotation, cellular component: membrane; Golgi apparatus. The transcript is spliced from 2 exons.